Triticum aestivum (bread wheat) is the source of this 1859-nucleotide messenger RNA. Its product is annotated as major pollen allergen Ole e 10. The transcript has 4 exons. Bases 1132 to 1653 code for a protein of 173 amino acids. NCBI's taxonomy places the organism in Eukaryota, Viridiplantae, Streptophyta, Magnoliopsida, Poales, Poaceae. The record is from RefSeq and is a predicted model, not a curated record.
CUGCACGACAUGAUCAGGUUUUUCAGUAAAUCAAUGCAGGACCAUAUAUAUUGUCUAAAGAUACAACUUUCUUCAUGACAAACAUCAAAGGUAGGUUAGCCCAAUAUUAUAGUUAUACGUCCUCUUUAACCUUGUUAGUUGGUGUUACUUUGUUCCAUAUGUCUCAACUCAUUGGGAUCACCACUGAUGGUUUCUGCUAGUAUGGUUUCCUUUCUCAAAGAAGUUUCUGGCACCACUUUUGUGCCAGUGGUUUCGUGUUAAGCUUAACAAGUUUCCCGGAUGUGGCGGUGGCCGAGCCGAAUUGAGUUCUUGCCAGCUACUCACUAGAAGGGAAUCAAGAUCGGCCCAUUCGGCGACCGAGCUGAGGAGCCUUUUCUCAGGGUUUUUUUCACUCCUAGCUGCUCCAUUCUAUUUAGUAUGCUAUGUUACCUUUGGCAGGUGGUGUAGGUCAGUCAAGGCAAUCUGGUUCACCAAACCUCAUUCAUUAGGUUUGAGUCUAGCUUUGUAAAGCGAAUGGAGGUUCUUCCCUUAAUCCACAAGAAAAGCUUUUGCUCGUGAAGCUCCGACACAUUCUACCAUGAAACAGCAAAAAGAUAAAAUAAAGGUAACACACCAUUCACUUGGCCCCUUGAGAGAUCUCGUGGAAUCUAUUGCCUGGUUUCCUUUUGUCCCUUUAGAAAUCAUGGCCAUGCAUGCAUACCUCCAUGGCAUGGCAGCAGAAUCUAUGGUUUGCCUGGCCUUCAAGUCAUUCGAUAUCGUCAGUGUUGUUUUAUAUUCAUAAAGGCAUCUGAUCUGCAUUGGUUUACACAGCACACACAAGCCUCUCUGCCAUGGCCAUAAGUAUGCACCAUGCACGGUGAGCAACCCGGGGACUUUUUUGGUUCAUGAGUUGCUUCUUUCAGCGACUCGAGUAGUGAACUGAAAUCCAGUGCCCUUUGCAUGGACAGUAGCUUCUUUCCUGUUGAUACAGGCGCUCUUCGCUCGGACUCCCAUUAUAUUCCCUAAGACUCACAUAGGGGAAAGAGACGGGUCAGAGAGAGAGAGAGAGAGAGAGAGAGAGAGAGAGAGAGAGAGAGAGGGAGAGGGAGAGGGAGAGAGAGGGGUGUCUUUUGAGUUAGUUUUGUUUCACACAUGAAGAGAAAGGAGCUGAUCAUGAACGUUAUUUUGAUCCUUGCGUGCUUCAUUGUGUGCGCGGCAGGCGCGCCGCAGGAGAAGGCCGAGUCGACCACUCCGAUCCCUACCCUGUCUCCUCCCGAGGGAAACACGAGCUUCAUUGACGGUGUCACCUGGUGCGUCGCGCGGCCGGGAGUCCCCCAGGAGGACCUCCAGAACGCGCUGGACUGGGCGUGCGGCCAGGGCGCCGCCGACUGCUCGCCGCUGCAGCCGGGCGGCCAUUGCUACCAGCCCAACACGCUGCUGUUGCACGCCUCCUACGCCUUCAACAUCUUCUACCAGCAGAACGGCAAUUCCGACAUCGCCUGCAACUUCGGCGGCGCUGGAACCAUCACCAAGAGGGACCCAAGUUUCGGGCCAUGCAAGUUCCUGGCAUCUGAGACUUCUGCUGCUUCAGCGCUCGUGUUGAGGAGCAUGAGGAUGAUCUGUGCUGCGUUGCUGACCAUGCUUCAGCUCAGAGUUUUCCAAGCUGUGUACUGAGCGCCGUGUGUCGGUGGCUGGGAUGGCUUAAUGGUGCUACCAAAGUAUGUAAUGCAAAAUCAACAAUGCUAUGGUGGUUUCUCCUUUUUUGCACUUAUGUAAGGAACUUUUUCUGUAAUUUUACAAGGACAUGCCUUCGGAGUAUAUAUCUAUAUUUUAUUAAAGGUGAUUGAAUGCAAACUGAAUACAGGAAGUGCCCACUGCCA